CCUCCUCCAUCUCCCACCAGUCACCAGCAAAAAAGAACACGUAGCCACUGUAAAACCCUGCACGAAGACGCAGCACAGCUUCCUCGUAGUUCAAGUUCCUCUGAAAACAUCCUCUUUGGUUCUGCUUAAAAUCUACACUUUGAAGACAAGAUGGUGAGCAAAAUACAGAAACUAGCACGAAAGAGAUUCAAAGGGGAACAUCCUGAUUUGUAUCCAAAACCAGAACCAACACUACUCAAGGAUCCCAACAAGAAGAAGAAGAAGAAAAAGAGCUUGCUCAAGAGAAAAAAUUCUGACCCAAAGGAGCCUUAUAAAAAAGGGUUUAGACGACACCCACUUAGAGUUCCUGGUAUGAAGCCUGGUGAUAGUUGUUUUAUUUGUAAAGCUAAAGACCAUAUUGCCAAACUUUUCCCUAAAAAAUCUGAGUGGGAAAGGAAUAAGAUAUGUUUGCUUUGUCGGCACCGUGGGCAUAGCCUCAAGCAUUGUCCUAACAAGAAUGACGAGACUAUGGAUCAGAAAUUGUGUUACAGUUGUGGGGAAAAAGGGCAUUCGCUUUCUCAAUGUCCUCAGCCAAGAGAAGAUGGGGGGACAAAUUUGCCAAUUGCUUUAUUUGUAAUGAACGUGGACAUUGCGAACGCGGCGUCUGGAAUGGCUGUUGAUGAUGAAUGUAAGCUGAAGUUCUUGGAACUAAAGGCGAAGAGGAACUACCGAUUCAUCAUUUUCAAGAUCGAGUCUCAGCAGGUGGUGGUAGAGAAACUUGGGAGCCCUGAAGAAACUUACGAGGAAUUCGCUGCAUCUCUCCCUGCUGAUGAGUGUCGCUACGCUGUCUUUGAUUAUGAUUUCACAACUAAUGAGAAUUGCCAGAAAAGUAAAAUCUUCUUCAUUGCAUGGUCACCUGAUACAUCAAGGAUCCGAAGUAAGAUGGUCUAUGCAAGCUCCAAAGACAGAUUCAAGAGGGAACUAGAUGGCAUUCAAGUGGAGUUGCAAGCAACAGAUCCUAGCGAAAUGAGCUUCGACAUUAUUAAGUCUCGAGCUCUUUAGACAUUGUUGUUUCUCUUCCUUCAACUGCCAGCCUUUCUUGACGAAUUUCAUUUCUCGGGUGUUGUUUAUUUAUUUACUUUUUUAUGUUUAUUCUUCUAAUUUAGUCCUAAUUUUUGU
Molecule: messenger RNA, 1158 nt
Organism: Populus euphratica (Euphrates poplar)
Lineage: Eukaryota; Viridiplantae; Streptophyta; Magnoliopsida; Malpighiales; Salicaceae
Exons: 5
Coding region: 151-1041 (296 amino acids)
Biological process (GO): actin filament depolymerization
Cellular component (GO): actin cytoskeleton
Molecular function (GO): actin binding; nucleic acid binding; zinc ion binding
Source: RefSeq, a predicted model, not a curated record